AAAUAUGAACGCGUCUAUAAAUCCACCAAUGAAAUGUAUUGAAGCGAUAUCGUUAUUUAAAAAAAAUAACGCUAGCCAACCGCAGCUCUGUAUUCAUCGCACCGGUUAAAUAUUGCGCUGUGAUUGGCCGCACACUUGAACAGGUGCUAUGCGUCAUCCGCCAUAACGUACGUGAGUCGUGAAAGUGUGCUUUGUUUAGAAUAUUGUUAAAUCCAGUGUCGUGUAAGUUAUUAAUUAAAGUUACAGUGUUAUUAAAGUGUAAAGUGUUAUAUAUGUGUUAGUAAUCAUGACCGAGUGGUACAGAAUGAAUACGGGAUUGAACAAGCAUAAUUCUACGGAACUGUCGGAAGAAAUGUCAGAUUCUUUCAAGGCGUUUUCAGAAAAUCUAAGUCCUAUCCCGCCAGUGUUCCCAAGGAAGCUGGAUUUUAGUUAUCCUGACGAUGAAGAGAAAGUGGGAUCUCCAGCACCAUCAUCUAUGAGUCCACCAUACAGAAAAGUUCGAGCUUUGAGGUUGUUCGACAGUCCCCGGACGCCGAAGACGCUUCUGGAAAAAUGUUCGACUCCGUCGCACAACACUUCGAGGUCGCGACUGUUUCCUCCCAAAAUCAAUCUACCUACAGGCAUUACUACAGGCUCCAGUCACCACCUGCACCCGCCAGACGAGGACAGUGCACUCGGCAGCAUGCAUGAGGACCUUAAACCCGUGGCUAACAUCAACCCAUUUACUCCUGAUGGUCAGGCACUGAAUAAGAAGAAGCGGGCGCUGUCCAAAACUCCGACGUCAAUGGGAGAUGCCACGCCAGAGCAGCCUGCUAAAAGAUUGAGGGAGUCCAACAUAUCCCGCUAUAACAUCGAGUUCAUCGAGCUUGGCGUGAUCGGCCGCGGCGAGUUUGGACGAGUCACGCGCUGCGUCAACAAGCUGGACGGAUGCGUGUACGCACUCAAGAGAUCUUUGAGGCCUGUGGCGGGCUCUGCGCAGGAAAGGGCCGCCUUGACUGAAGUGUACGCACAUGCUGUGUUAGGGAAACAUCCUAGAGUUGUCAGAUACUACUCAGCAUGGGCAGAGGACGACCAUAUGAUCAUCCAGAACGAAUACUGCUCCGGAGGCAGCCUUCAGCAGAUGAUGGAGAACGGACCGCUGCCAGAGAGCGAACUAUUACUAUUGCUUGCCCAUGUCGCUGAUGGUUUAGCUUACAUCCAUUCAUUAGAACUGGUACACAUGGACGUGAAGCCUGGUAACAUCUUCGUGUGCAGCCGAGAAGGUGAACCCGCGGCAGACUCUGACGAUGAUGACUAUCAUACCAACACACACAUAUACAAGAUUGGUGACCUAGGUCACGUGACGUGCGUGUCAUCCCCGCGCGUAGAGGAGGGAGAUUGUCGCUAUCUCACUCGCGAGAUCAUUCAGGAGGACCUCACGCAUCUCACCAAGUCGGACAUAUUCGCUUUUGGCCUAACGCUAUUCGAGGCGGCGGGUGGCGGGCCGCUGCCCAAGAACGGCCCCGCGUGGCACGCGCUGCGCGACGGGCUGCUGCCCGACCUGCCCGGCCUCUCCAGGGAGCUGCACCAACUCAUACAGAAAAUGAUCGACCCGGACCCGAACCAGCGGCCGUCGGCCAGCCGCCUGCGCAAGCACCCGCUGCUGCACCCGGCCGGCAACAAGAGCAAGACCCAGCUCACCAGGGAGCUGGCGGCAGCUAAACUGAAGAACGAGCUGCUUACUAAAAAACUAGACGAAUAUGAGAGAUGUCUAAAAUCCCUCACGCCGGGCCGCCUAGUAACGCAGGACUCUGCCAAGUUCCGAACGCGCUCAGCCAAACGCAUGCAAAAACCGAGGGACCAUCUCGACGCCAUGCAAAACAUCAACUCGCCCAUACACCGCUUGGACAGGCGGACGGACAGACGGAAAAAGGUAGAGAUAAGUUUAGUGACAGAUAAAAACUCUAUUUCUUGGAGAUAAAGUUUAUAAUGGUACUGUAUCUCCCGCCUCGAAUGAUGGUCAGUAUUAUUCAUUGUAUAUGGAGAAUCUGUAUCGAGACAUGUUUUGGAAGUUUAGCUCAUUAAUUUAUUUAGAAAUUCACAUCUAAGUAAUGAAAAUGCCGUAAAAAUAUAUUUCUUCAAUCACUUUUUUAAUCAAGCCGCAUCCAAAUAACACUAGCAUAUUGUUGUGUUCCUGCCGGUGAGUAAGGUUGCCAGAGCUCAACGAGGGUGCGGGCGGGGUGUUAAGCUCGGCAACGCGCAUGUAACUCCUCUGGACUUGCAGGCGUACAUAGGCUUCCGAGACUGCUUACCAUCAGGCGGACCGUAUGCUCGUUUGCCACCGACGUAGUAUAGGAACUUCCAUAGACUAUCAUUUGACGCGAGGGAUAUCUAAGAAAAUUUACAAGUUUGACAGAAAAUAGCGCUGCACAGUACAUUAGAAUCAAAAAUUCGUCUUAAAUUUAAAAAAUAUAUUGAAAACAUAAUUUUUACUACAACAUAUUACGAACUAAGAAAGAUUGGAUACAAUAUAAUAGAAAAUUUUGAUUUUAACUAAAAUUUGCCUUAAUUCUGAAUGGAAUUGACAUAUGUAAAAAUAGGGUAAACUAAUCAAUAAUUGGCACUCAAAACCUGUCACUGUUUUGUAGGAGUUUCACCACUACUGCCUUAAAAUAAGGCGGAAAGUGCCACCCAUGGGUGGGGUGCCAUCGAUUAGAUAGUUUAUUCCACUUGGGAUAUAAUUUGUCUUAGUCUAUUUCCUUGACAUGAAAAGUGCUAUCGAUAGAUAGUAAAAUUUCCGCCAUACAAAUUGGAAACCUAUUCAUAUGACUCAGUUUUAACCAAUGUUUAUGAAUAUUAAAUAAAAUUAUAUCUGAUGCAGCAAGUACAUAUCCACUAGUAUCUUAUUACGAGUUGCCUCGCGAGGAAAUGGUCGCGCGAAGCAGCUCGGUCUGUCUAGACGUGCCUCGCGCGAGGCAUUGUGGCCGUAAGUGUGUUUGUCUCGCCCUAGGUACGUCUACACACCUUGAACUACUUCGCGCGGCAAUUCUUCGCGAGGCGACUUGUUCUAUUUGAGGGUCCACACACCCUAUAAAAAAAUAGUGCCCUUAAUCAAAAUUAACUACAAUAACAUGUGAUUACGAAACAAAGCUAUCACUCAAAAAAAUCAAAUCCAUAAACCUUGAUUUAGAACCUACUUCUGUAUUAUUUUUAAUCCUAAAAAAAAUAUGUAUAGAUAACUCUGCAGAACUUAAAAAAAAAAGUUAUUUUAAAAACCCAUCUGUCUACUAUUGGCCAAAAAUGCCAAAUUUUCCUCCCAGGUUCUAGUGGAUAUGUACAACAUACAUACCUCUAUAGUGCGGUUUUUAGCAUUACAAAAUAGUACAUUACGAUACAAGUGCGAAAAAUAGGAAAUUCGAAACGAGUGGCGAUAAAUUAAAACACGACCGAAGGGAGUGUUUUAAAUCGACACGAGUUGCGAAUUACCUAUUCGCACAUGUAUCGUACAACGUUUUACAGUACAUAUGGCCCUUUAAAUGUUCGACACAGUAACAUAAUAUGCUACUUCUCGCACUAGUGCUAUAAAGUAGCCCCAUAUGUACUGUAAAAGAUUAUUUUAUAGUAAAGACUUUUUUUUAAAUCAGUAACUAAUACUUAUGAAAGUAAAAGAAUAUAAAUGAUCGUAUAUGACUUAUGUUUGUUACAUAUUUGCUAUGACUUAUUUUUGUGUUUAAAAGUGUUUUUCAAUAAAUAGACACGUUAAAAUCGCUUACCUUCUUUCUAAUGCAAAAAAACGAACUAUAGGGCAGUAAAGAAAGAAUUGUCUCAGAUGACAUGUAAACGUGUGAUCUGAGACUUCCUUAUUUACUGACCGAGGCGUGUACUUUACUCGUAUUUUUCAGCCCAACGGAGCCGGAAAGCGGAAACUUUUGACGCUCUCCGGCUAGAGGGCAGAAAAAUAUUUUUAAAGUUCUCAAAAAUAUUACUUAUUAAUAUAAAUACUUGAAUAGCACAACUAUACAAAAGUCGGAAUCGCAAAUGCUGCUGAGUUUGAGUUUCCUCACCUUAACCUUUUGAACGCCACGCCUAUCGUACGCAACGCGUAAUCGUGAACCUUGUCGGUAUACAUGAAGGUUGAUAUUGGGCUGUAGCCGCGCACGUCAUAUGACGUCUUUGGCGGUCAAGAGGUUAAAUGCGUGUGGAAAUAGGCGGGUCCACACAGAUCGAGCAUACGCGCGAGGCAAUUUCCUCGCGCACAAAACGGCCAGUGUAGACGUGCCUCGGCCGAGGCGGCGAGCGCGUUUUCCUCGGCCGAGGCGCGUCUAUACUGGCAGUUUUGUGCGCGAGGAGAUUGCCUCGCGGGUAUGCUCGCUCUGUGUGGACCCGCCUAAUGAAUAUUGGUAAUAACUUUGUUUUGACUUAUUGUUUGCUGUAGUUGCUUCCAAUUACAGUAAAAUGUCAGUCAUGUUAUCGAAAAAAUGACUAUAUAGUCAAUUUUGUCCUCAGUGACUAUAUAUGGGUAUAGUAUAUAUGGGCUUUCCAUAUUAAGGUAACGCGAGUCACGUUUUUAUUGUUUUUUUUUUUAAAUAAUAUUAUUAAUGAUGCAAAUUAAAGUAUCAUCUAGGUAUAAAAGUAACACUAAAAUUUCGAAACACGGUACAAAGCUUAUACCAUGGGUACAGUCCAGUGUAAAAAUAUGGGUGUACACAUCUUACUCAAAAAUAUAGUCCCAUAGCAUCUUAUUCCAGUGUAAUAAGACCGUAGUACCAUAUUUCUGAGACGAUUCUCUCGAUACAUAUUUUUGCAGCUGACUGUACUAGGCGACGAUAUAUAGAUACAUAGAUAACAUCCAUAACUCAGGAACAAACACGCAAAUAAGUGCCCUUACCGGAAUUCGAACCUGGGACUUCCUUUGUAGUAAAGAAAAUUUGAAAUAGAGGUGGAUUGUCAAAGACAACUUUGUAGUCACAGUAAAUUUACUGCCAUCUUUCGACGAUUAAAACUUGACUUUGAUCCUAAUUCUGUCACCGAUAUGUGUUAAAUAUGUUAAAAUCAAAAAGUGGCGCCAUCUAAUAGAUCAAAGGCCAAAGGUAUCGAGCGAUGGUGCCACAACCUUUAGCCGAUGCCCUGAUAAGAUGGCGCUACUUUUUGAUAUUUAACAAAUUAACCCUUUGACCGCCACCGUCGGCUAUGGCCGAUAUCUGAAAGACUUGCCAAGGACGCCAACGAUGGCUACAGCCGACAGUUUCGCCAAUGCAAUAAGGACUAACGCGGGACUCCGUAAAGUUCAAUUUGGCUUAAAUAUUCUUGAUCGCCUGCGUCCGGGGCACGGCAUGUUCCUUCGCCGUCUGGCGUUCAAAAGGUUAAACACAUAUCAGUGAAAGAAUAAGGAUCAAAGUCGAAUGGCGUUCUAAAAGUUGUAAUCGUGUGUCGAAAGAUGGCAGUAAAUUUACUGUGGCUACAAAGUUUUCUUUGACAAUCGACCUCUAUUUCAAAUUCUCUUUGUUUUGAGGUAGUACAACCGACUAAGCUGGUAGCCCGUUAAAAGUGACUCGCGUUACUUUUAUAUUGUUUUGUCAUAAUAAUAGUGACGAUGUGAGAAUAACAGAAUAAAGUGCCUUAUGAUGGUUCGGCUGAAAAAUCAACCGGUCAAAUUCUACUCGACGUAUAUAUACGUCAGCUCACAUGUUCGCAUCAUGUUGCGUGCGAGAUCGAGUAUCCGUCUGUUUCUAAUCAAUACAGUUAGAUAAAGAUAGAUCUUGCGAGCGACUUGUUUUAAUGUGUGCGAAUUUAUAGCACAUAAAUCCGUUAAUUUUUUAACCUAAGUUUUUUUCUCAAGUCGCUUCGUUGAUUAGACUACGAAUAGUGAUCAAAAACGUGCCCUUCGAACGAAUUUAAGAUAUAUAUUAAAUUUAUAAUUAAAUAAAAAAGUAUCCUAACUAAUCUUCCAUAUUCUUCAAUGUGAUAUUUAUAAUUUCGAUUUAAUUAAUAUAGGUCUUGUUAGAUUUAAGUCAUUUUAAGGGCGCGGAGUGGACGCACUCGACGCCGCCCGAUCACAACGAGCCCGUGUGACGUCGGGUGGUCGGUCGGUCGGUCGGUCGGUCGGUCGUUUGGUCGGUCGGUUGGUCGGUCGGUCAAUCGGUUAGUCGGUCGGUCGGUCGACAGCGCCGCGCGCGUCCAGUCUGCGCUAUACUCUAAUCAAAGAGGCAACGGACAAAGAUCUCUAUCCGUCGAGUUUUGUUGUAAAAUACGAUGGACUGGAAUAUUUUUGUAACACAUUGUCCUUUUUGAUUAGUUUGUCAACACAUACAUAUCACACAUGCAUAAUUCUAAACAUAUGGUCCACUUAUUUGACAUUUAAUGCAGAAACUAAAAUUUUUGACCAUUUUUGCAUAUUUUUGUUAGAUGAUAUGUGUUGAUUCAAUUAAUAUUUAAAUAUGCCUUUUGGAAUUGUAGGGCAUGUAUUAGUAAUGGUUAUGGUAGUAAUAAUAGAGUUAUUAAAGAUUAAUUUGUAAAACGUCCUGAAAUCAGUUUGUACACAAAAUCCAUAUUAAAUCACGUAGUAGAUAUAUAAUUAUAGAGCUAAGUCCAAAUUAACGAACCGCACAUAACGAAAUCUACACACCAUACCCAAGUUAUGCGAAAAAUACAAUACGCUAAAAAGUAUUUUUCAACGCAAAUAAGUGUGGGUAGUCUAUUACGGUCAUAAUAUGGAGAAAAAAAAAUCAGGUUUUUAAAGUCUACAACGCACAUGUGACACCCGAACGUAGCACUGUAAUUAUAAAUCUACUUAAAUGUCAAAAAUAUGUUUAUUAUUCUUAAUUUUUUUUAAUAAUAGGCAGCUGCUAAUAUGUUUUGUAAUAUAUCAAUCAUUUAUGUAUAGAUAUGUAAAGGUUAAAAUGCUUAUGGAAAAUAAUUUUAAGUUAACUUACUUAUAUUUUAGAAUAGAAUAUUUAAUUAAUUAUAACUGCGUAUUUAACAACUAUUUUAUUUUUAGUUAAAAAUAAGUUGUAACGCUACUGGCGUUUCAGUACAUCCGCAACGUCGAGGUAAUUUAGUCGCAAUAAACCACCUGUCAGUUAAAGUAAAAUAUAUUAAGUACCAUAGAUACGCACAUAUAAACUUUUAUUUUAAACUAGUGAUCCCUAAACUAUGCCAUAUGCUGAAUUUCUUUUAAAACAUUGAAUUAAUAUGUUAUCAUUAUGGAAACUUAUUUUUGUAAAUUUUUUACUAUAUUAUUUUAUAUUAUUUUUUAUAUUUAUUAUUUUUCCACGGAAUUACAGACAAAAUUUAACCACGAAUUUUAACCUUUUGAACGCCACGCCUAUCGUACGCGGCGCGUAAUCGUGAACCUUGUCGGUACGCAUGAAGGUUGAUAUUGGGCUGUAGCCGCGCACGUCAUAUGACGUCUUUGGCGGUCAAAAGGUUAAGAACCCUUAUUAUGUACCUGUUGCAUAAUAUACUAUUUCGUAAUGUUGGUAAAAAUGUAGCCAUUUUGUUUUAGUGGUAAUGGUAACAUAUUACUUUAAUUAUUGAAGAAGUUUCUUUUUAUUUUAAGUCAUAAAUUUAAAUUCAGUUGCACUAAUAACGUAACAUAUUAAUUAUUAGUUUAAGGGUUUGUUAUUAAAAAGAUAAUACUAUUAUAAUAAUUAAUAAUUUCCUACUAAGUGGGUGAUAAUUUUAAAUGUCAGAUCUCAAUUUCUUUAUUAUAUACGAAUUUGUGUCACAGCGCUGUAGAUUUAGUGUCAUGUUUGUCAUGACAGUUUUUAAAAAUGUGAAUUUGACAAACUGUAGAUUCUGUACAUUUAAGUGACAAUAUUGUCAUGAAGUUUUUAUAAAUAUUUGGCGUAGGUUCAAGGCGGGAAUAGUGGCUCAACGCAAACGGUGGCUCAGUCGCCCAAAUAUCGCUAUACACUGUAGCACCUUUACGUGUAAGAAUAACCAUUUCUCGUCCAAUUAAAUUUGUUCAAAUAGUUUGUAGAAAUUAAAUUGAGUGAGUCACCAGCAUUGACAUAUAUCUAAGGAUAGGCCCUUACGGGCAAAAAAAUGGUACAGCUGUGUCACGCACACUAAUUCGAGCCAAUCGUGCAGACUAACGCCACAACGUGAUGGUCAAACAUAGGACUCCGCGGGGAAAAAUUGUUUGACAAGUAGGGAGUUCCUGUAUCGAUAAACUCAACUAUCGAUGCUAGUUCUAUAUACUAGUGAUCACUCAAGGAUUUGCUUGUAAAAAUAAACAAUUAUUAUUUUUACUCUUAAUAAAAACAUAUUUUUACAAGCAAACCCUUGAGUGAUCACUAGUAUCGAUAGUUGAGUUUAUCGAUACAGGAACUCCCUACUUGUCAAACAAUUUUGCCCCACGGAUUCCUAUGUCUGGUGAUGGUAGAUGAGUUCACAUCACGCGCGCGAUUGGUCGCAACUAGUUGCGUUAGACUGCACGAUUGGCUGAGAUUCGUGAGUGACACCGCUCAACUAGCACCAUCUUAGUGCCCGUAAGACCCGUCCUUAGAUACAUGUAGGCCACCGGCUAUUUUUCCCCGAGCCACUGUCCCCUACGCUACCCUACAUUGUAAAUUUUGGUUGAAAUUUCUUGUUAAGGAGAAAAUGUUUGAAACUUUAAUAGUUGUUUUUUUGAAAUGGCUGUCGGUGGUUGACCAAAGGAAGGGAUAGUAUAUGUGAAUAAAUGUAUGUAUAUUUGAUAUUAUCAUAUAAUUGUAAUAAAUGUGCUUGUUUCAAUUAA
Messenger RNA from Cydia pomonella (codling moth), 8719 nucleotides. RefSeq names its product wee1-like protein kinase. Gene Ontology annotation, biological process: mitotic cell cycle; protein phosphorylation. The record is from RefSeq and is a predicted model, not a curated record. Bases 287 to 1960 code for a protein of 557 amino acids. NCBI's taxonomy places the organism in Eukaryota, Metazoa, Arthropoda, Insecta, Lepidoptera, Tortricidae. Gene Ontology annotation, cellular component: nucleus. Gene Ontology annotation, molecular function: magnesium ion binding; ATP binding; non-membrane spanning protein tyrosine kinase activity. The transcript has 11 exons.